Molecule: messenger RNA, 687 nt
Organism: Vicia faba (fava bean)
Lineage: Eukaryota; Viridiplantae; Streptophyta; Magnoliopsida; Fabales; Fabaceae
Source: the annotation of a GenBank genome assembly
AUGGCAGUCUGUUGGAGUAUGUGGAUUUUGAGGAGUAGAGUUAUAUUCAAAAACGAAAAUAGUAUCGUAUUCGAUUUAGUUUGGAAUAUCAAAGCUUUGGUUUAUAGGUGGUCUUUCAUAUGUAUUGUUCGAGUUACUCUUGGGAAAGGGGAGGUCGAAAGUCAUAUUAUAAGCAUUGUAAAACCAUAUGCAAUAGACUUCGAUAACCUUGAUGCAAACGAGGAGAUUGUUUGGGACGCAUGGUUGUUAGAACGAGUAUUCAUAAUACAUAUCUUCAUUGUUAAAAGCAUAUCUCUCAAAUGUCGUCUUGCUUUCUCUCAGGCAAUGAAAGAUGCGCUCUUCAAGGUUCUUAGAUCUGGGAAUCAGAAAGCCUUGCAACAACAUCAUAUUUUGGCAUGCUUAAAUACUUGGAGGGAUGUAAAUGGUCUUUCAAAUUUAGUUGUUAGUGUGUUGGGUAGCUCUGAGCAAGAAACGUUGGGCCAUGAGGGAGUUCAUAUUGACGAGGGAGAUGCAAAGGUGAGCUCCAACGUCAAGCAAUGUCUUUGUAAGGUUGCAGAUGGCCAUUUCACAACACUUGUGAAGGUGUUGGGUUCAUCUGGUGUAGCCCCCUAUAAUGCACAUACUAUGAAGGCUUUGGAGGCUAAGCAUCCUGUUGCACCCCAAAAUUUGCCCUCUCAUUUUACUUAA